AUGAAGUCACCGACCACCGACGGCGCAACCCGAGGUCUCCACCUCCGGCUGCGGUUGUGGAUUUCAGGUAUUGUGGUCGGCCAUACGGCUGAGAAUCCUCGGACGGGAAUUCAUCAUCGAGAAGCGUCUAGGAGGGCUGCUACGCUUCAGAUGAUACUCAUGGUCGAAUCAAGCGACACAACCAACCAUGUCGAGGCUAAGAUUCAGAACAAAGAAGGGAUUCCGCCGGACCAACAACUCUUUGCUGAAAAGCAACUCGAAGAUGGUCGAACCCUUGCAGAUUACAACAUCCUGAAAGGUUGA
Molecule: messenger RNA, 303 nt
Organism: Striga hermonthica
Lineage: Eukaryota; Viridiplantae; Streptophyta; Magnoliopsida; Lamiales; Orobanchaceae
Source: the annotation of a GenBank genome assembly